AGCAUCCACACAGGCUUUUCCCUAGAUUUUUUUUCUUUCUUCUUUCACCAUCUGUGUGUCCUCUCCGGCAGUGAAAACAAUGGCCACGCCGAGUCUGCUCUUCACUGUAUCCGUGUGGCUUCUGGCUGGGAACCUCUUCUUAGCGGAGGCGACCUACUACCGGCACCACCGCUUCAUCCCCCACUACCGCUACCGCGAACACUCCGCCAACACGGAAAAUCUCCUGCCUGAGGUCUCCAACCCGGUGCCUGAAGCCUCCCAGCCUGACGUGCAGACUUACCCUGAGAUUCCCGAGGUUUUCCACCCGGCACCCGAGGUCCAUCCCAUUCCCGAUGCUUUCUACCCGGUGCCCGAAGUCUACCACCCCGCACCUGAGCCUUACCACCCACCUGAGGUUCCCCACCCGGCACCUGCAGCCCCUAACCCCGCCAACCAGAGUCGCAUUUUCUAUGGGAUCAUGUUCGACGCCGGCAGCACCGGCACCAGGAUCCACAUCUAUAAGUUCAUCCAGAAGGACCCAGUUGAGCUGCCGGUUCUGGACAAUGAAAUGUACCAUGCGGUGAAGCCUGGUUUGUCUGCUUACAAAGACAACCCUGAGGAGGGUGGCAACACCGUCAGACAGCUGCUGAAGAUUGCCAAGAAAACAGUGCCAGAGGAGGACUGGAAAAAGACCCCAGUGGUCCUGAAAGCCACAGCAGGUCUGCGUCUGCUGCCUGAAGACAAGGCCAAUGCUCUUCUGGAUGAGGUGCGAGAGGUUUUUGCUGAGUCCCCUUUCUAUGUGCCAAACAACAGUGUGUCCAUCAUGAAUGGAACAAAUGAAGGAGUCCUUGCCUGGGUCACGGUGAACUUCCUCACAGGUCACUUAUAUUCCAAUACAAAGAGGACAGUGGGGAUCCUGGAUUUGGGUGGAGGAUCUACACAGAUCACUUUCCUCCCCAAGUCAAAGAAAACAGUUUACACUGCUCCAUCGAGUUACAUCGCCAAAUUCAACAUGUUCAAUCAUACCUAUCAACUCUACACACACAGCUAUCUUGGAAAUGGACUAUAUGCGGCCCGACUGGCAACUCUCGGAGCACUAGGAGCUGAUGGUCUAGAUUGGAAAGUCUUCACUAGUUCCUGCCUACCCAAGAAGUUCAGAGAGGAUAUUACUUUUGGAGGAAACAUCUACAAAGUUAGCGGUAUUCCAGAUGGCUAUGCAGGCUACAAGCUGUGCUACUAUGAAGUGAUGAAGGUUAUCAAGGGAAUCAUCCACCAGCCUUAUGAAUUAAAGGGCAGCAGCAUCUUCUAUGCUUUCUCCUAUUACUAUGACAGAGCAGUGGAGUCAGGUCUCAUUGAUGGCUCCCGAGGUGGUGCACUUGAAGUCAGGGAUUUUAAGAAGAGAGCCAAGGAAGUGUGCAACAAGAUGACCAAGUACCGUGCGAUCAGCCCUUUCCUCUGCAUGGACAUGACUUAUAUCACCUGUCUGCUAAAGGAGGGCUUUGGCUUCAAGGACAACACUGUUCUGCAGUUAACCAAGAAGGUGAACAACGUGGAGACAAGCUGGGCCCUGGGGGCGACUUUUGACCACUUCCGUAACCUCAACAUCCACUAAGGGCAGCUCACUGUCACAGCGGCAGGCACUGAGAGGGACCGCCGCUCACUGUGCGGCCUCCCUUCUUCCAUCCACCCUUGAUCAGCCCCACCACACUCCUUCCUCUCCUCAACCUGCAAAUACUCCCAAGAACUGUUGAAAAAGAAAUCACUAUAUUUUUAUAAGGCCAGCUAUUUCUACUGUA
Myripristis murdjan (pinecone soldierfish) is the source of this 1775-nucleotide messenger RNA. It is a transcript of the gene entpd5a, whose product is annotated as ectonucleoside triphosphate diphosphohydrolase 5a. The record is from RefSeq and is a predicted model, not a curated record. The transcript has 13 exons. The coding region runs from base 80 to 1591 and encodes 503 amino acids. NCBI's taxonomy places the organism in Eukaryota, Metazoa, Chordata, Actinopteri, Holocentriformes, Holocentridae. Gene Ontology annotation, molecular function: hydrolase activity.